Messenger RNA from Parnassius mnemosyne (clouded apollo), 360 nucleotides. The record is from the annotation of a GenBank genome assembly. Lineage: Eukaryota; Metazoa; Arthropoda; Insecta; Lepidoptera; Papilionidae.
AUGAAGUUCUUUGCUCUCUUUCUUGUGGUAGCUGUAGCCUUCGAGGCUGUCUUAGGCCAAUGCCUUAGACCAUGUGCCCCGAAUGUCGUCACUAUUGCGGGUCCUGGUUGCUUACCUGAUGCUGAAAUUUUUUACUCGCCAGCUGUUGCUACAAGCCCCGCAAUCAUUCAGUCAAACUGCUUAGCUGCUAACUUAGCGGAUACACUGUCACUUCUUACUGUAAGUUCAUUACUGGCCGAAAAACUGCCGCUUGGUUGUCCAUCUGGAUGUGGAUGCGGAUGUGGAUGCAGAUGUGGAUACGGAUGUGGAUGCGGAUGCGGAUGCGGAUGUGGAUAUGGUCCUUAUGGAUAUGCCCUUUAA